AUGGGACGGGUUUGCGGGUUCCAAUGGAACAUGUGCAUUGAAACUGGGGCUACCGGCACAACGACGUUGGAUUACCCGGAAUGCCCGCCUUGUCCCUACGGCAGCAUGGCUACCUAUCAAGUUGCUUGCGCCAAAAGAGUCCAGCCCUUGGAUGAACGGACUUUUGUUGCGAAGUCACCUGUCCACGUUGAAUUCCACCAAGAGUCCGUGAUCAUCAUCGCCAUCAUGUCCAUCAGAGGGCCCUUCUCACCAUCCCCCAUCAAGCAAAACCUAAUUACCCGUCAAACUUUCGUGGCAAGAGAAGAGAUAAUUGUCCGAGACGCGACGACUAUCCGCAAGACCCUGUUGAUUAAGCCCGGUCAAUCAAUCUCAAGUGCAACUUCUUGCCAGCCUAAUCACAUCCACUUGCCCCCGCCAGUCCAUCAGGUAAACCUGACAGAGCUUGAAGCCUUGACCAGCGCAAUAUGGAUCUUGGACGGUAUCAGAAUUUUCACCCAGAAUCGCCAUAGUUCAGAGGAUGAGAAUGAGAUGAGGAGACGAGCCCAUCUGGGAGGGAUUGCUCGAGCUCAGACCCCAUCCCUCACGAAGCGACAGGGCCUGAACUUCCUAAACUUCCUGAAGGAUGCAGCGAAAAACGGAGCUAGUGGGUGGCUUGGCUACCAGUCUGCGGUAAAGCGCAAGAUUGACUUUCUGCUCUUCCCGCAUCGUUCGUCAGGUGAACUUUACGCUUUCCAACGAGCCGGGCACCCGGGCAGGCAAGCAAAGCAGUGGUUGGUCCAGGAUUUGACUCGAUCAAUAUCCCACUCCCGCCGCCCGGCCCCCAAUCCUCUCGUAUCGGUGCAGGGCAAGCCUGACAGCAGUCUUUGGCAGCUCGUCACUGUGACUCGUGAGCUGACGUACCUCUCCUACGACUCGCGCCUCUCUUGCACAGUAGCUUUUUUUUCACUUACCUACCUCGGCACUUACACCUGUAAUGUGACUUGUUCAUCACGUCUAUCGCGCCCUCCACAGUUCCUCUCCGACUCGGAUACGAAACGACAUGCGGACGGUCUUACCGAACCCGCCGGGAAUCGCCCACGUCAAAUCCGGACCUCAGUCCGCGACCGAGAAUGGGGAAUGGGGAGCGGAGCCCGGCCUGUCGAACAAACAAAGAAGGACGCGCGACCUACCUAUGCGUACAGCCUACCCAAGCCUAGGCGUGCUAGGCAGGUUCCCAAGUUCCCAAGGGGAAAAAAAGAUGGUGAGACCAACACCCGUGGCGGCGUGACCCAACAAAGAGAAGAAGAAACCAAAAAAACGUCACUUCAAAUGCCGUCCGCCGUUGAAGGGGGGCGGCGCACUGGAAUCGUUUCGGGUACCUGGGGCCACACAGCCAGGUGGACUUUUUUUCCUCGAUCAGUCAUAAACGCUGCGGCGCUAAGGCAGGCGUACAAGACAAUGCCUAAGAAAAGACUUGGGAAGAAGAAUGGGAAUCGGGAAAAGGCCUCAGAGAUUCAGAAAAAAGAAACCAUAAAACAUCCGAUUGGCGAAUACAAACGCAUGACGACGGUUUACAAAGUUGUUUUUGCGGCGAAAAGAAAUGAAAAUCCAUCUUCUCACCCCCUCCUCCUCUGCUUCCGCCUCCGCCUCCUCUCUCUCACACUGAAUUGGAUCCGCGACCAACAAGAUAAGAGCUCAAACGAGAAGAAUCCCAACUCGAUGACGGUGAACCUUCCCGAGAGAGAGGUAUCCGAGCGUCGGGUCGCCGCUCACAAGAAGAAAUGUUCCCAUGUUCCAAAUGCGAUGCUGGCUGCCGGCCUCCGAACAUGCUGGAGAGAUUACAACGAGCGUAGAGAAAAGUACGCUUUGGCCGCUGCCAAAAAAAAAUUGGAUGGAUGUUGA
Molecule: messenger RNA, 1881 nt
Organism: Colletotrichum lupini
Lineage: Eukaryota; Fungi; Ascomycota; Sordariomycetes; Glomerellales; Glomerellaceae
Exons: 16
Coding region: 1-1881 (626 amino acids)
Source: RefSeq, a predicted model, not a curated record